AUGACCAAGCCGUUCGCACGUCUGCCGACUUGUGUGGCUCCCUCCAAGUACUUCCUCGACUACGUCGUGGACCUCGAUCACUGUCGUUUCGAGGUGAGCGAGCGCGUUCUUUUCUCUGUCUCGCAGACGACGCGUACCAUUACUUGCCACGCUCUAGAGCUACACGUGUUCGACGUCUCUGUGACCAUCGCCGGUCGUUCAACCCCCAUCAAAUGCAGCGAGAUCCGCUGCUUGGCAGCCGAUCAAACGGUCGAACUUGUACUUGAUGAUGAGCUUCCGGCAGGUUGCGAGGCGGAAUUGACGCUCACGUGUCACGGAGAACUCAACAACAAGCUUCACGGCUUCUACCGAAGCGCGUACGACCACGAGCUGGCGGGUGAGACGCGCCUCAUGGCCGUGACGCAGUUUGAGGCCUGUGACGCACGCCGCGCCUUCGUGUGCUGGGAUGAGCCUGCCAUUAAGGCGAAGUUCGAGAUCUCGCUCUCUUGCGACGUCGAGUUGACGGCCAUUUCCAAUGCCCACGUAGUCCAGACGCUCGUGCGACCUCGAGCCAAUAACGCGCACAUCCGAACUCAGUCACGACCCCAAAGCUCAACACUCGAGAAGGUCUGGAGGUUUGCCGAGACGCCUAUCAUGUCCACGUACUUAGUGGGGAUGAUCGUAGGCGAGUUCGACUCGGUGUCCACUGUCACCAAAGAGGGCGUGCUCGUGUCAGUGUAUACACCAGUGGGGCGCAGUGAUCGUGGCAAAUUUGCUCUUGAGGUGGGGGCUCGAGCGCUGUCCUUUUACACCGAAAGAUUCGGCAUCCCGUACCCUUUGAAGAAGAUGGAUAUGUUGGCUAUCCCCGACUUCGCAGCUGGAGCUAUGGAGAACUGGGGGGUCGUUACGUAUCGUGAGACGAGACUUUUGAUUGACGAGCAACUGAGCAGCUUCGGACAGAAGAUGGCUACAGCGAGGACUGUGUGUCAUGAGAUCGCCCACCAAUGGUUCGGCAACUUGGUGACGAUGGAGUGGUGGACAGGUCUGUGGCUCAACGAGGGCUUUGCUCGCUUCAUGGAGUUUGAGGCGGUGCACAGUAUCUUCCCCGAGUGGAAUGUGUGGGAAGUGUUUGUUCAGGACAUCACGAUGAGUGUCGCGAUGGGCAAGGACUGCAUGCUCACGUCCCAUCCGAUCGAGGUCAGGGUGAACCACCCAGACGAGGUAGACCAGAUCUUUGACGUCAUCUCGUACGCCAAGGGUGCCAGUGUCAUCCGCAUGCUGUCGGAAUAUCUUGGUCGCGACGUCUUUUACCGCGGUAUUCACGAAUACCUGGUCAAGUUCAGCUACCGGAACGCACAGACGCAGGAUCUGUGGGAGUCACUGGAACAGGCUUCAGGUCAGCACAUUAAAUCGCUGGCCAGUGGCUGGACCAGUCAGACCGGAUACCCGAUGGUGACGUUGUCCGAGGACGGCACUUUGGUCCAGGAACGCUUCUUGGCGGACCAAACUCUUAAGGAAAAGGCGGAGGAAAAGGUCGCGUGGGAUGUGCCGCUGACUUUCGUGGCUUCGGACAAGCCGAAGGAGAUCCAACGCGUGGGGAUCUGGGAGCGCAAUGCGUCGAAGGAAGCUACUGCUGCUUUGGCGGAUAAAUUGCGUGCACGUGCUGACACCUCAUCGUGGAUUAAGUUGAAUGCGAACCAGGCUGGGUUCUUCCUCGUCAACUACUCCCCAGAAGGCUGGAAGCGUCUGCAGCAGCCUGUUCGUGAAAAAAUGCUGGGAGCUGUGGACCGCAUGAGCUUGCUGAACAGCAUCUUCGCAUUUGCUCGUAGCGGUGAGCUACCAGUAACGCGCGCUUUGGACUUCAGCUUCGCAUACGCCGAAGAACCGGAGCAUCUGUGCUGGAAGGAGAUCUCAUCCAACCUGCGCUUCUACAGCACCCUUUACAGCGCUGACUCGUUCUACCCGAAGCUACAGGCCUACAUCCGUCAGCUCUUCGCGUCGAUCAUGAAGAGACUGACGUGGGAGGCGGCAGAAGGCGAAAGCUCGACGGUGGCUCCGUUCCGACGUGAUGUCAUCAGUAUGCUCGCGCUAGGGGACGACCCACAAGUAAUCGCCGAGACCCAGCGUCUGUUCCAAGCGUACUUUGAGGACAGCUCUGCGCUGUCGGCUGAUCUGCGUGGUGUUGUCUUUAACGCCCAGGCGAGACGAGGUGAUGCGUCUCACUUGAAGCUGCUGCGUGAACGGUACGAGGCCAGUAACUUUAUCGAGGAGAAACUGGACUGUCUCACUGCGCUGGGUCUGUUCAAGUCGCUGGAGCGCAAGCGUGAGGUGAUUGCGUGGGGGCUCAAGAACGUCCGCUCACAGGACAUCCAGUACGUUUUCAGUAGUGUCGCAGCGGAUGCUUCAGGCGCAGAGUUUGCGUGGAAAUAUGUGCAGGAGCACUGGACGGAGCUUAAUGAGCAGUAUCGCCCCUUGAUCGUGGGCCGCAUCGUCAUGUCCGUGGUCUCGCGUUUCCAGAGUGAAGGUCAUGCACAGGACGUUGAGACCUUCUUGGAGACGAGGAAGCACUCAUCGUACACGCGAUUGUUGGACGCCGCACUGGAGCGUAUUCGAGUGAAGGGCGCUUGCUACCAGCGCAACCGCAACGACUUGGCCAAGUGGUUGGAAGCGAUUUGA
Molecule: messenger RNA, 2655 nt
Organism: Phytophthora infestans T30-4
Lineage: Eukaryota; Oomycota; Peronosporomycetes; Peronosporales; Peronosporaceae
Product: puromycin-sensitive aminopeptidase, putative
Exons: 1
Coding region: 1-2655 (884 amino acids)
Biological process (GO): peptide catabolic process; proteolysis
Cellular component (GO): cytoplasm
Molecular function (GO): metalloaminopeptidase activity; zinc ion binding; peptide binding
Source: RefSeq, a predicted model, not a curated record